This is a messenger RNA of Juglans regia (Persian walnut), 690 nucleotides long. RefSeq lists its product as uncharacterized. The coding region runs from base 1 to 690 and encodes 229 amino acids. Lineage: Eukaryota; Viridiplantae; Streptophyta; Magnoliopsida; Fagales; Juglandaceae. The record is from RefSeq and is a predicted model, not a curated record. The transcript has a single exon.
AUGAAAGUGACUUUAAGGGGUUGGAAUAGGCAUGUCUUUGGGCAUGUGAACCAUAUGAUUAAGGAGCUUGAGCAGAGGAUUGAGUGGGUGGAGUUUCAGCUACAAUCGGGUUUUGAUAAAGAAUUAGAAAUGGAGUUAUUGGUUGCUAUAACAGAGCUUAGUUAUUGGGAAAACAAUGAAGAAAUCAGGUUAGCACAGAUUGCCAAGAAGAAGUGGUUGGAUGAGGGAGAUCAUAAUUCCAAAUUUUUUCAUGCAGUUGCCAAUAUGAGGAGGCAACGAGCUACUAAUGCCUCAAUGUCGUUGCCUGAUGGAGUGGAGUUACGUACGGUGGAGGAGGUGCAUCUUGGUGCUGUGAAGUAUUUUGAGGAAUUUCUAAAUGGGAUAGAUACUUCUCAACCUGUGGAUUUGUCUUCUAUUGUGAGUAAGAUAAUUUCAAAUGAUGAGAAUGAGGCCAUUUGUAAAGCUCAGAUGGGGGAGGAAGUGCAAGAAGCAUUGUUGACAAUUCCGAGAAAUAGUAGUCCAGGGCCUGACAACUUAGGAUCGGCAUUUUUUAUUUCUUGUUGGGAUAUCGUGAAAGAGGGGGUAGUGGAGGCUGCGUGUGAUUUUAUUUUGGGCAAUACUUUGCCAAGGUAUUACUCUUCGUCUUUUAUUGUACUAAUUCCGAAAAUUGCAAGACCCAAAAAGUUUUGA